Clupea harengus (Atlantic herring) is the source of this 5992-nucleotide messenger RNA. RefSeq names its product phospholipid-transporting ATPase ID-like (gene atp8b5a). The transcript is spliced from 24 exons. The record is from RefSeq and is a predicted model, not a curated record. The coding region runs from base 563 to 3985 and encodes 1140 amino acids. Gene Ontology annotation, cellular component: trans-Golgi network; plasma membrane. Gene Ontology annotation, biological process: phospholipid translocation; Golgi organization. Gene Ontology annotation, molecular function: ATPase-coupled intramembrane lipid carrier activity; ATP hydrolysis activity; ATP binding. NCBI's taxonomy places the organism in Eukaryota, Metazoa, Chordata, Actinopteri, Clupeiformes, Clupeidae.
UACCAGCAGAGUUUUAAAUGAUAGUUUAGCUACUCAUUGCACCACAGCCCUUUGGGAAAUGCACUGCCAUAUUUAUUUCAGGUCCUUCACUUUUAGCAUCAAAAGACACAUUUCUGAUGUACACGCUUUAACCAGUGAGUCAGAUUUACUCCAAAAAGUUUAUAGAAAGAAAAUCUUUGAGGUGACCAGGAGCAGAGUUAAAAGAAAGCAAUUGAGCCAAGCAUCUUUAUUUUAAGGAAGUGAGAAUUUUACUUCAGGAUGUUGCUUUAUGGGCUGCGACUGAAUUCACAGUCACAUGGAUUGUGCCAAAGCUCAUUUUCUAGAAGCUUGCUAUCUGUUUGUUCUAUGCAUUUUUUCGUCAUACUUUAAGGUAAUUAAUUACUUAAUGAUAAACUGUGAGGUGAGGAAUGGUAUUUAUUAUGGUAUUUAUCUCUCUUGUGUGUAAGUACACUGAGAACCACUUUACUUACCUGGCCAAUAAACGUGAUUCUGAUUCUGAUUCUGAUUAUUAACAUCCACAGUUCUUAUUCAGCCAAAUUCUUCCCAUUAAAAUGAAAGAUGCAUGUGCUUUUUUCCUCAGGUGAUUCCUUCCAUCUCAUCGCUAUCAUGGUUCACAACCGUGGUGCCCUUGGUCCUAGUCUUGUUUGUGACAGCAGCCAAAGAUGCCAUAGAUGACAUUAAUCGCCACAGAAGUGACAAGAAAGUGAACAACCGUAAAGUCCAGGUUCUCAUCAACGGAGAACUCCGUAGUGAUAAAUGGAUGGAUGUCCAAGUGGGCGACAUUAUCAAACUAGAAAACAACCAGUUUGUGACGGCAGACCUGCUCCUUUUGUCCAGCAGUGAGCCUCUCAACCUGGUCUACAUAGAGACUGCAGAACUUGACGGUGAGACCAAUCUUAAGGUGAAGCAAGCUCUCACAGUCACAGGAGACAUGGGAGACAGUGUGACAGCCCUGGCUGCCUUCAAUGGUGAGGUGCGCUGUGAGCCUCCCAACAACCGCCUGGACCGCUUCGCUGGAACCCUGAGCUUUUCGGGGCAGAAGUACUCGCUGGACAACGAGAAGAUCCUGCUGAGAGGCUGCACUCUCAGGAACACCGAGUGGUGCUUCGGCCUGGUCAUCUUCGGAGGCCAAGAGACCAAACUGAUGCAGAACUGUGGGAAAACAACCUUUAAGAGGACCAGUAUUGACCGGCUCAUGAAUGAGCUAGUGCUCUGUAUCUUUGGGUUCCUAGCCAUCAUGUGUGCCAUCCUUGCUAUUGGUAACUACAUCUGGGAGCUGCAGGAGGGGUCAAAGUUCACAGUCUUCCUGCCUAGAGAGGAGGGAGUGAAUGCGGCUUUCUCAUCGUUCCUCACAUUCUGGUCCUACGUCAUCAUCCUCAACACGGUGGUGCCAAUAUCCCUAUACGUCAGUGUGGAGAUAAUUCGUCUGGGCAACAGCUUCUUCAUCGAGUGGGACCGUAAGAUGUACCACGCCCGCACUGACACCCCGGCAGAGGCUCGCACCACCACUCUGAACGAGGAGCUGGGCCAGAUCAAAUACAUCUUCUCCGACAAGACAGGCACCCUCACCCAGAACAUCAUGACCUUCAACAAGUGCACCAUCAAUGGCAAAUCCUAUGGAGAUGUUAUGGACCACACUGGACAGACGCUUGAGAUCACUGCGGAUAUGGACUCGGUGGACUUCUCGUUUAACCCACUGGCUGACCCAAAGUUCCAGUUCCAUGACCACAGCCUGGUGGAGGCGGUGAAGCUGGAGAACCCUGAGGUCCACGCGUUCUUCCGCCUGCUCGCUCUCUGCCACACGGUGAUGGCCGAGGAGAAGAAGGAGGGUGAUCUACACUAUCAGGCUCAGUCACCAGAUGAAGGCGCUCUUGUCACUGCCGCCCGAAACUUUGGCUUUGUGUUCCGCUCUCGCACGCCGGAGACCGUGACUAUCGUAGAGAUGGGGGUUCAGAGAGUCUACCAGCUGCUGGCUAUUUUGGACUUUGACAACGUGCGCAAACGAAUGUCUGUCAUUGUGAGAAGUCCAGAGGGGAAGCUGUGUCUCUACUGUAAGGGUGCCGACACCAUCCUCUACGAGAGACUCCAUCAGUCCUGCAAAAAACUGAUGGAUGUCACCACGGAGCACCUAAAUGAGUUUGCAGGGGAGGGGCUGAGAACUCUAGCGUUGGCGUACAAGGACCUGGACGAGGCUUAUUUUACAGAAUGGAAACAACGGCACCACGAGGCGAGCACUGCGCUGGAGGAUCGUGAGGAGAGAUUGGAUAAGCUCUAUGAGGAAAUAGAGAAAGACCUGAUGCUUUUAGGAGCAACAGCCAUUGAGGAUAAGCUACAAGAUGGUGUAGCAGAGACCAUAGAGCAGCUAGCAAAGGCAGACAUUAAGAUCUGGGUCCUGACUGGCGAUAAACAAGAGACGGCCGAGAACAUUGGCUACUCGUGUAACAUGCUGAGGGAGGAGAUGAAUGAGGUCUUUAUCGUGGCGGCGAACUCUCCAGAGAGCGUGCGAGAGGAGCUCAGGAAAGCCAGAACCACCAUGAAGCCUGGUGCAGAAGAGGAUAUGUACGUCUCAAAAAGAAUCCUGGGAAACUCGCCUAAGAUUGUCCCCGAUGAAGUCAUCAAUGGGGAAUAUGGGCUUGUUAUCAACGGCCACAGUCUGGCCUAUGCCCUAGAGGCCAGCAUGGAGGUGGAGUUCUUGCGCACCGCCUGCAUGUGUAAGACCGUUAUCUGCUGUCGAGUCACCCCCCUGCAGAAGGCUCAGGUGGUGGAGCUGGUCAAGAGGUACAAAAAGGCAGUGACCUUGGCCAUAGGAGAUGGAGCCAACGACGUCAGCAUGAUCAAAGCUGCCCACAUUGGCGUGGGCAUCAGCGGGCAGGAGGGCAUGCAGGCGGUGCUGGCCUCGGACUACUCCUUCGCCCAGUUCCGCUUCCUGCAGCGCCUCCUGCUGGUGCAUGGCCGCUGGUCCUACCUGCGCAUGUGCAAGUUCCUGCGCUACUUCUUCUACAAGAACUUCACCUUCACCUUUGUCCACUUCUGGUACGCCUUCUUCUGCGGAUUCUCCGCCCAGACAGUCUAUGAUGAAUGGUUCAUCACACUUUUUAACCUGGUGUACACUGCCCUCCCAGUUUUGGGUAUGAGUCUGUUUGACCAGGACGUGAGUGACAGCUGGAGCUUUGAGUUCCCCCAGCUGUACGUGCCAGGCCAGCUGAACCUGUACUUCAGUAAGACGGCCUUCGUCAAGUGCGCCCUGCACAGCUGCUACUGCUCCCUGGUGCUCUUCUUCAUCCCCUACGGCGCCAUGUACGACACAGUGAGGUAUGAUGGGAAGGAUGUGGCUGACUACCAGUCCUUCGCCCUACUGACGCAGACGUGUCUGGUCAUCGCAGUGUGUAUACAGCUGGGACUGGACAUGUCGUACUGGACAGUGGUAACCCAUGUGUUUGUCUGGGGCAGUUUAACCAUGUACUUUGUGGUCACGUUUACCAUGUACAGCAAUGGCAUGUAUCUCAUCUUCACAGCAUCCUUCCCAUUCAUUGGUUCUGCCAGGAACACUUUAAAUCAGCCUAAUAUGUGGCUGACUAUCCUGCUCACCUCUAUCCUGUGUGUGCUGCCGGUGUUGACCCACCGAUUCCUGGUCAUCCAGCUAAAGCCCACCAUCAAUGACAGGGUGCGACUGAAAGUCCUUCAGGCCAAAGCAGCUCCACCUCCUCCUUCAAAGCGCACCCGCAUGAGGCGUACCAGCACCCGCCGCUCCGGCUACGCCUUCUCGCACGCGCAGGGCUAUGGUGACCUGGUGACCUCGCGCCGCUACCUGCACCGGCCGGUUAAGCCCCGCUCCGGCGGCUUCACCCCGACCGGUCGCUCGCUGGGAUUCAGUCCCACAGGACGCUCGGCCGGUUACAGCCCGACGGAACGUAAUCAGAACCCCAAGCAGGAAGUGGAGGCCACCUCUCUCCAGAUGUACCGCACCAGAGACAUGGCCUUCUGACACUGAGAGCACAGAGCUCACAACCAACAACAACUACAGAUGCUGCUUAUCAAGCAGAUCUUCCAGGAUGCACAUAACACUUGUUCUGCCUAGCACAGUUACACCUCAUUGUGAGUGCAAAGCUGUGGACAGUGAAUGAUGAAUGAGGACAAUGGGAGGACCAUAUGUAUUGUAUACAUUACUAUGCAUGUGUGCAUAAAGCAGUGUUUCUUAUAAUAGCAGCCAUUACUAUCAGGAACUGAAAAAUCCCAAAUUCUGUUGGGAAGACUCAGCCCACCAAAGACUAACAGACACAGUGCCCAGAGGCUGUGACAUUAAACACCCAAUGACGCUGGAAGACCAGAUAGCCGACAGAACAAAGAAGCAUGAUCUCAGUCCAUCAUAACUGCAUCAAACACCUUACUUGAAUGCAGCUAACCAUCAGGUAUCACCAAAACACUAAUGUCACUGAUGAAGUAGACAUCUCAUGAUGAUCACUGGCAUCGUAUUUAGUGUUUGCCUUAGCUGUAUAUUUCUGGGCACAGCCUGGAAAUAUUUGCCUGCCUUCAGCUGACAUUGAAGGCUACAAACUAUACAUCAAGCCAGGUCAUACCUUCUGAAUUCCUUUUUUUGAGAUGGCACACUCAGACAAACCACUCACAUAAAAGUGUAUGCAGCAAACGAAAAUGUUUAAUGGGUGAUCAGCUAGCUUUUUUUUUUUACAAACAAACUCCAAAGAGGAGACCUCAGAAUGUAAUGUUUAUUUGUAUGUGGUCACACACACUUUUUUACUCUGAGGGAGUUUGAUAGAAUAUAUGAUGCAGUGUGGUUACAGUGCGUUUUGUGUAUUACAAUGUAUCCUGGCUGUCUCUUUGUCUACUGGUGAGGUUGUGGUCUGAUUGGGACUAGUUAGUAGCCUGACAUUCACUAUGUAUGUUUCAGUUGAAAUAAUGAAAUACUAAGUGUUACACAGUUUUUAUAUGGUGGUAUAGAGCACGGAACAAGACCAAUUUUAAGAUCAUUCUUACAUGCAGUUUUAUAGUAUCUUUCAAAGUCUAGGGGAGCUGCUUGAUAUGGAUGUAUCAACCACUUCUGCAAUCUCCUACCAUGAAAAAAAACUUGCUCAGCUCAACUCCAACAUAAAUAAAUGUAUCGACGCUUCGCUAACAUGUAGCAUCCCAGCCACUUCUCUCUUACCUCUUUGGUACGCAAUCCUUCCCAUAAGUGUUAACUGACAAAAGGGUCCACCACACUAAAGUCCAGUGCUUCUCCUCUAAGACCCUAGGCCAGCUUCCAUACUAAAAAAGACCACUCAACCCUACAAUUCGGUCUGAGAGCGUUAACUUUAGGAAUGUUAUAUACAAUGUUUUUGAGCUAGCCAUUGAAAAGUGCUAUGUUUUUGAGCUAGCCAUUGACAAGAGCAAAAGCAGUUGAGGUGAAUAUUAGGUGAAUUUAUUAAGCAGGCAAACGUGGCAUUUGACAGAUAUACCACACUGCCGGAGCAUUGCAAUUAUUUAUGAGGGAGAUGUGGGUAGUUUGACAGGUGAAUGAAACUGUCAGGGUUUUCUCGGUUCAUAUCUUUUAUCCAUUUCAAGCCUGUAGGGUUAGUCAGAUCAAGUUGUGUUGACAAAAAAUUACACACUAUUUCUUGAAAAGAGGUAUGGCCUGAAGCCAAAGAACAUGGAAGAGGUGAGGAUGCUUAGGUCUGCCAAAUAAUUCUGUCGAACAGGGAUGUGUCCAUGUUCUGCACCCAUGUUUAAAGACAUGACUAUCACAGUCUCAGUUGAUAUUCGCAAAUGGUAAGAUCAUUAAUUGGAUUCAUUUAUAGAUUUCAGACAGAUUAUUUUUUCAGACUUGAAGCUAGCAUGGAACAGGAUAUGUUUUUUGAGAAAUACCUAGUUGUUAAAUAAUUCACCUUGUAUGUGCCUUUUUAUAUGUAAUAGAAUUAUCUUUCAUUCCAAAUGACUAUUGUCAUUUAUUUCAGUGAAAAUAUUUCAGAAUAAAUAAUGGUUGGACAUUUGUAUUGUA